AUAUUUAGAAGCUUUCAAUUACAUAAUAUAACGUAAUGAUAGGCAAAGCUGGUGCCAACUUAAUCGGCAUUGUGGUUUUUGUAAUCGUUGUGGUGCUAGUGGUAGGCAUCAUUUUUCAUUUAUGGGAUGACACGCAAAAAAAGAAUGCAUCCUUUAUUCCGUUGAACGUGGCAAGGACCAUAGAAGACAUGGAGAGGGAAAAGCCUAUUCGGUUCACCGCUAAACAACUGAGAAUAGCCACAGACAACUUCAACUUCGAAUUGGGUUCAGGUGGCUUUGGGACGGUUUACAAGGGUGUGUCUUCCAACGGAGUGACUCUAGCCGUGAAAGUAUUGAAUGGGAGCUCAGACCAAACAAUUGAGGAACAGUUUAUAGCGGAAGUGAGCACUAUGGGAAGAACUCAUCACUUUAACCUUGUCAGACUUUACGGGUUUUGCUUUGAAAAAAGCUUAAUAGCUAUUGUAUACGAGUUUAUGGUUAAUGGCUCGUUGGAUAACCACUUGUUUAAAGCAAAAAAAGGGGCUGUGAUAACGUUUGAGAAGCUUCACGAGAUCGCAUUGGGAACCGCAAGAGGCAUUGCAUACUUGCAUGAAGAAUGUGCUCAAAGAAUAGUUCACUAUGAUAUUAAACCAGGAAACAUAUUGUUGGAUUCAAAAUUUUGUGCAAAAGUAGCUGAUUUUGGUUUAGCAAAACUUUGUAAUAGGGAAAACACUCACAUAACCUUGACAAGAGGACGGGGCACCCCUGGCUAUGCUGCUCCCGAGCUCUGGAUGCCUCUCCCAGUUACACACAAAUGUGAUGUUUAUAGUUUCGGGAUGUUACUUUUUGAGAUCAUUGGAAGAAGGAGAAAUAUGGACGUGACUCUUGGUGAUAGUCAACAAUGGUUCCCGAUAUGGGUGUGGGACAAAUAUGAAAAAAAACAAGUGAACGAUUUGAUGGUUGUUUGUGCGAUUGAAGAGAAGGAUGAAGAAGUUGUGGAGAGGAUGCUAAAGGUGGCUCUUUGUUGUGUUCAGUAUAGACCAGACACUAGACCGGUGAUGAGCAUUGUUGUGAAAAUGUUGGAAGGUGCAUUAGAGGUGCCUGAGCCUUUAAAUCCUUUUUCGUAUAUGUUUGCAGGGUUUGAACAAAAUGAUUCUUUGGCUCGAAUGGCAUGGAAUGUUGGUAGUUCUGAUCAGUCAUCAUCUACCAAAUCUAAUGUGGUCAUGGUGACGCCUGUCAUGAGUAGAUAUGAGAUCACAAUGGCCUCGGGUUAAUCAUAUGGGUGUACCUCUCAUGGCUACGUUUAACUGUAUUUAGGCCUCUUAAGGUGAGUAUUUACUUUUUAAACUGAGUAUUCGCUAGUUUGAAUUUGUAUUAUGUGAUACAUGGUCUUUCAAUAAAGUUUGAAGGCAAAAUUAUCUACUA
Molecule: messenger RNA, 1404 nt
Organism: Helianthus annuus (common sunflower)
Lineage: Eukaryota; Viridiplantae; Streptophyta; Magnoliopsida; Asterales; Asteraceae
Product: G-type lectin S-receptor-like serine/threonine-protein kinase At1g34300
Exons: 2
Coding region: 36-1253 (405 amino acids)
Biological process (GO): protein phosphorylation
Molecular function (GO): ATP binding; protein kinase activity
Source: RefSeq, a predicted model, not a curated record